Messenger RNA from Sardina pilchardus (European sardine), 2853 nucleotides. It is a transcript of the gene calub, whose product is annotated as calumenin b. The coding region runs from base 101 to 1048 and encodes 315 amino acids. Gene Ontology annotation, cellular component: endoplasmic reticulum. The transcript is spliced from 7 exons. Gene Ontology annotation, molecular function: calcium ion binding. The record is from RefSeq and is a predicted model, not a curated record. NCBI's taxonomy places the organism in Eukaryota, Metazoa, Chordata, Actinopteri, Clupeiformes, Clupeidae.
GGAAAUCGAUGGCACAAGUAGGGCGGGUGUCCGGAUAGACGCGACUGAAGCGAAAUUAUUCUACAAAGAAACCGGCCGGGUCUAGAGUGUGUGUGAAGACAUGGAACUGCGUGUGCUUUUGGUGUGUGUGGGAGUGUGUUUAGGGCUGGGCAGUAGUAAGCCCAUGGAGAAGAAAGACCGCGUGCAUCAAGACUCGCCGCUUAGCAACCUAGACCAUGACGAUGGCGAGAACUUUGACUAUGAUCACGAAGCAUUCCUGGGACAGGAGGAGGCCAAGACAUUUGAUCAGCUAACGCCAGAGGAGAGCAAAGAGAGACUGGGUAUGAUAGUUGAGCGUAUGGAUGAGGACGGUGAUGGCUUUGUGUCAGUGGAGGAGAUGAAGAAGUGGAUCAAGCACGCUCAGAAGCGCUGGAUCUACCAGGACGUGGACAGGCAGUGGCAGGGUCACGACCUCAAUGGAGACAAUCACGUCACCUGGGAAGAGUACAAGAAUGCCACCUAUGGUUAUAUCCUGGAUGAACAGGACCCUGAGGAUGGUUUCAGCUACAGGCAGAUGAUGAACCGCGACGAGCGUCGCUUUAAGUUGGCAGAUAAAGACGGAGAUCAGAAGGCUGACAAAGAGGAGUUCACCGCCUUCCUCCACCCAGAGGAGUACGACUACAUGAAGGACAUCGUAGUCAUUGAGACUAUGGAAGAUAUUGACAAGAAUGGAGAUGGAUUUAUUGAUCUGAAUGAGUAUAUAGGUGACAUGUACAACCAGGACGGCGACGCGAAUGAGCCAGAGUGGGUUCGCACCGAGCGCCAGCAGUUCACCGACUUCAGGGACAAAAACAAAGAUGGCCGCAUGGACCGCGAGGAGACUCGCGACUGGAUCCUUCCGUCCGACUACGACCAUGCAGAAGCUGAGGCCAAACACCUGGUUUAUGAGUCAGACACAGACCAGGAUGGACAACUGACGAAGGAAGAGAUUGUGCAGAAGUAUGACCUGUUUGUGGGAAGUCAGGCCACUGACUUUGGAGAGGCCUUGGUCCGACACGAUGAGUUCUAAACAAACAAACCAACACACCUGUCCACAAACACUGAGUGUAGGAGAUAUUUAGUGUGCGCCGCGUGUGAGAAAGCACCUGUGAGAUUGUUUUUUUUAUAUAUAUCAAGUUGACUGUAUUUGUGUGUGUGUGUGUGUGUGUGCGUGCUGUUGAGUGAGUCACAAAUGAGAGAGAAUGUGUGUCUGUGUAUGUGUGUGUGUGUUUGUGUGAGAGAGAGAGCAUGCUUGUGUGUGUGUUUGCUUGUGACUGUAUGUAAACCUGCAGGGAGCACCUCUUGUGUUAUUCCUAAGGAUUCACCAACACACUGGCCUCACCCCAGCGUGUCUACCCAGAGCAGUGAGAAACAGCACACCGUCAUAAACACGGCAUAGCAGCUCCAGUAACACAGCCCACAACAGCUGUGCAAGCCUGUUAGAAACACGACACAGUAGCUCACAAGGCAUCUAUUAACACAGCUCACCAAUGGCACACAGUGGUCGUUAGCAAUAUGGAACAGCUGUGAGUGGCUCUUGUGACGGUCACACGUCAGCUGUAUAGCACCAGUAACAAAGGAUUGAUGGAAGACUGGUGCAAGGGUUCAUGUGUGACUUAUAUGUGAUGUGAUGAGCCAUCUGGCGAUGUUUAGGUGGCUAAUCACCAUCUAGCUAAUGUAUACUGGUAGGAGAGGCGAAUCACUAAUGUAAGUCAGGGCUGAAGUAGCUAGUUGGAGGAUUCGGAGUGAGUGCUCACCUGGUAUCGCCGCACCCUUAGCACUACAGCGCUGCUGGGUUUACCAAACUAAUGUAUUUUAAUGAACGAGUUGCAAUUGAAAAUCCCAUGCUGCGGAAAGAUACACUAACCUUUAAGAGGCCACGAGUCUACAGGGCUGUGUGAUGACGACGAGUCUCUCGGUGUGCCUGUUGUCCUAAUGCUCGGUGUGGCUCCUGUGAAGCUCUUAGGAAUGCUGAAUGCACUGUUUCCCCUCAUCCUAUGGACUGAUUGUUUGGACUGGUUGUUGUUGUCGCCAUGGACACUGAUUUUUUUGUUUUUUGUUUGUUUAAGAAGCAGAACACCAUGUCUUCCGUGCCUCUAUUUGCAUUGUUGUUAUUGUUGUUGUUUUUAUUGUUGUUUGUUUCUUGACUGAUUUUGUUUUUUGUACCCUUCUUUUAAAAAUAUUAUUUCGUAAUGUCUGUAUGCCACUACAGCAGUCCCUGUGCAUGUAUACGGUGUGAGGGGCGUAUCAUAAUUUAAUGUCAUUUAGCAGUCAUGUCAGCAAACUUUUUUUUACCCAUGAUAGCAUUUAGUGUGUUUAUAUUUACUAUACCAACCUUGUUUAGUAUGACAUCACCGGUGAUCACCUAACAGUCAUUAUUAAUCUGUGACUGUGUGCUGUAUAUUAUAUAGGAUAUUUGCCUUUUGACUUGCCCUAUGAACAAAUCCCUGUAUGUGUGUAUUAACUAUUGAGUGUGCCAGUAUUGUGCCUGGCUGCCUUACUAUGGGACAAGACUGUUGUGCGUUUGGGAGUUUUUGAAGUUUUGAUUUCCUGAAAGACGGGACUUGUAUGUGUGUUUGUGUCUAGUGGGAGUUUUCCAGCCAUGAACACCACUCUUAUCACACAGCCACACACACUCAUCCCCUGGUCCUAAUGUUCUGGGUCUUAUACCGUCAAGAAGUGUUAGUUGCAUGUGACUACACAGACCAUGAAGGAAGCAGAAUUCUGGCCAUACCCCCAGGAAUGGCCCCUAAAGACAAUGAGGAUGGGAGGGGACUUCAGUGUUUCUCUCUAAGCCUGUCUUCCACUCACACAAUAAAUCAGUUUGAAGAGUCA